GAAUCAUACAAACAAAGCAGAAAUAGAGUUUGAGAGGUAUAUCAUUGAGUUAUUAGAUAACAAACGAUGAUAAGUUUGAGAGGUAUAUCAUUGAGUCAUACAUCUGUUCAUCUGUUUGUUUAUCAGUUACCAAUUGAAGCCUUUGAGCUGUGACACUCGGAGCUAUCCAGAAACCGCACCGUUUCAGCGAUAAGCAAUAUGUUCCUGUAACGGCCUUUGAUCAGGAGAGCGGCAAUGGAAUACUUACACCCCCCUGUGUACUCCCGUGUGUACUGCGUGCAGCAUGUGAUUAAUGCAAUCCAUGACCUUACAGGCUUGAACUGGUCGAUGUCCGUUGUUCUUACGGCUUUACUGGCGAGUGGACUCAUGUAUCCAGUUUCUGUGCACAUUCAGAGACAAGUUUGGCUGUUAAAAAAUUUGCGUAUGCGCAUUCAAAAGGUGAGGAGAGUGAUAGAGACAUAUGAUGGUCCAAUAGAUCUGGCUGAUUUAGAAAACAAAAUAUUGGAAACAGAGCUGAGAAUAAAAUUUGGACUAUGUGGCUUGUCUUAUGUGCUACUAUGCUAUCUUUAUCUAUCCAUCCCCAUGUUCUGCAUCACUGGGAUUAGUUACGUGGCUAAAAUAACUCCGGAGCUUGAAAGCGGUGGAAUCUUAUGGUUCACUGAUCUUUCAACUAUGGACAACUACUUCUACGUUUUACCUCUAGUGACAGCCUUAACUUUCUGGUUCACAUCUAAGGUCCCCACCACAAUUUUAUCAAGAAUGAAGGAACUGCCUUUGUAUUGUAUUUUCUUCAUCGUGGCCCAAACUGCAUUAAAAUUCAAACCGGCAGUGUACUUUUUGUUGAUCGCAUAUAAAAUAUCUCUAUACACAUUACACCUGAUGUGUAGAUCCAAGCAGAUAGCAAAGUUAAGCAAGUCAAUGGGGAUGCCAAUGCCAUAUGUUCCUGUAACGGCCUUUGAUCAGGAGAGGAUAAUGGCGGGCAUGAUAACUAUUAUGGGCGUGUUUAUUGACGAGUUUACGAAGAAAGACAAGAAGUGAAUCUUCUUUUGUUCUCACACGGUCUCUCUGCCUUAGUCUUCAAAUAAAAAGGCUACUUGAAUACUCUGUAUUCGUGUACAACUUAUGGUACCCGUUUUUAGUUUCUGAAACUAUCUCUUAGUGAAGACUAUACUUUAAAACAGCAAUCUAUCUUAGUUUCCAUGCAUGGUUCUUGUCUAUGCCAACACAAUGUAUUUGUGACUUGUUUUGCAAUUUUCUUUAUAAAAAUG
Raphanus sativus (radish) is the source of this 1268-nucleotide messenger RNA. Its product is annotated as mitochondrial inner membrane protein OXA1-like. Gene Ontology annotation, biological process: thylakoid membrane organization; protein localization to chloroplast; protein insertion into membrane. The record is from RefSeq and is a predicted model, not a curated record. Gene Ontology annotation, molecular function: membrane insertase activity. Bases 235 to 1038 code for a protein of 267 amino acids. Gene Ontology annotation, cellular component: chloroplast thylakoid membrane. The transcript is spliced from 9 exons. NCBI's taxonomy places the organism in Eukaryota, Viridiplantae, Streptophyta, Magnoliopsida, Brassicales, Brassicaceae.